GUGUGUGCGUGCCCCGGGGCGUCCGUGUGCGGGUGGGAGUGUCGCUGUGGCCCGGAAUACCUCCCCGAUUGUGCGUGCGUGGCAGCCCCACGCGUGGGUCCGCGCCGGCUGCGGGAUGAGAGCCCCGAGGGCGGCCCUACCGCCGCCGCCGCCGCUGCUGCUGCUGCUGCUGCUCGGCCCCGCGGCGCGGGCGGCUCCCAGGGACGGGGUGCUGCGACCUGAGCUCCCCGCGGCCGUGGGGACGGAUCCCGGCCUCGACCCGCUGAGCCCGGAGCCCCCCGCUCUGCAGUUGCUGCGUAGCGCCGUGCGGAGUUUGGGACCGCCGCAGCGGGACGCGGACGAGAUGACACGGGAGCGGGCUCUUCUCUUCCUCUUCGCGAUGCACGACCACGACCGGAGCGGGCAGCUGGACGGAUUGGAGCUGCUGCAGCUGCUGGGGGCGGUGCUGAGCCAGGGGGGCGCGGGGCGGCCCAGCCCCGAGGCGGUGGCCGCGCUGGUGGACCGAGCUUUGGAGCAGCGGGACCGCAGCGGGGACGGACUGCUGGACCCACCGGAGCUGCUGCUGCCCGCCCCGGCACGGGGACCCCCGCGAGGAGGCGGCGCUGCCCCCGAGGGGACGGCGGAGGGGAACGUCGGGGAGCAGGAGGGGACGCCCGCGGUGGGGGAGGAGACGCCGGGGGGGGACGAGGGGGCGAGCAGCCCCCCAGAGGGGGAGGGUCUGCGGGGGGGUGGCGGUAUCGAGGCAGAGGGGCAGGGAAUCCCCGAGGCCAGAACCCCUCUGGAAAAGGACGAGACGGCGGAAUUGGAGACGGCCAUGGAGGACAGAUCGCCCCGGGUUGAGCCCCCCGAGGCGCCGCCAUCCCCAGCCUGGGGGGAUCCCGGGGAGAUGUAGACGAGGCAAGGAGCUGCGGGCGGUUCCUGCCCCACGGCUGGGGGGGGGGGGGGGGGGGCUGAGGGCUUCCCCA
Messenger RNA from Gallus gallus (chicken), 965 nucleotides. It is a transcript of the gene CGREF1, whose product is annotated as cell growth regulator with EF-hand domain 1. Gene Ontology annotation, molecular function: calcium ion binding. NCBI's taxonomy places the organism in Eukaryota, Metazoa, Chordata, Aves, Galliformes, Phasianidae. The record is from RefSeq and is a predicted model, not a curated record. Bases 116 to 892 code for a protein of 258 amino acids. The transcript has 5 exons.